Molecule: messenger RNA, 2000 nt
Organism: Amphibalanus amphitrite
Lineage: Eukaryota; Metazoa; Arthropoda; Thecostraca; Balanomorpha; Balanidae
Product: lachesin-like
Exons: 7
Coding region: 3-842 (279 amino acids)
Biological process (GO): synapse organization
Cellular component (GO): neuron projection membrane
Source: RefSeq, a predicted model, not a curated record
UGAUGAGGCCACCGGCAGACCGCGUCCUGAUCGAGCCGCUGACCUGGCUGCUGUUCGUCUGCGGUGUGGCGGCGAGCGGGGCGACGCAGCAGCCGUGGGUGCCCAAACCGCGGCUGGGUGACUCGGACGUGCCUCCAGCCAAAGUGGAGGUUCAGGUGGGAGGCACUGCCUUCCUGCCCUGCCCGGCCGCCAGCUCCGGUCACGACAGUCCGGUGUGGAUACGGCGCAAGGACUACCACAUCCUGACCGGCGGCAAGGCCAACUACAUCACCGACCAGCGCUUCCAGGUGCUGUUCAACCACGCCAACCAGGACUGGUCGCUGCAGAUCAAGUUCGUCACUAUGACCGAUAACGGAACGUACGAGUGCCAGGUAUCGUCCGGCUCCGGGUACGUGUCGCGCUUUGUACACCUGCACGUGUACCAGCCGGUGGCGACCAUUACCAGCGGCACAGAGUACCACGUCCAACAGGGCACCGCCAUUCAGCUGGUCUGCGUCGUGGAAGGGAGUCCGUCGCCGCCGAGUUUCGUAUUCUGGUAUCAUGGAGAGGACAUGAUUAACUACGACAAGCUACGAGGAGGCAUCACGGUGGAAACCGAGUCGCGAGAGAAGACUUACAGCAGGCUGACUAUCACGAACGCCAAGCGGCAGGACUCGGGCAACUACAGCUGCAAGCCAUCCAACGCUGAGCCCGUCUCCGUGCACGUCUACGUGUCAGAAGGGGACAAAAUGGCUGCCAUUCAGAGGAAGAGCUGCGCGACCGCCGAGGCCAGCGGACGCUACACGGGGCCUCUCAACAUGGCGGCGAUAGCUGUCUGUCUUCUGGCUCUGCCUGCCAGGUGACACGACUAAGUACAAUGGCAGACUGGGCACAUGAUCAGUUCCGUGGUGUGGAGUGACGUCACACCCAUUACGUCACUGAGCUGACGUCAGAGGACUUAUUCGGCUCCUGCAGAGAGGGAGGGUGUAUGAAGGAGAUGGUGGUUGUGACGCGCUCGCCCGGCCCGUGAGGACAGCUCAGCGAACACCCGAGCGCUGUGCACGAGUGACCCAUGGAUACGCGGGUCGUGUUGUCAUUGUGUUUACCUCUCUGUGAACCUAUUCCCUACGGGAAGUGUGCGAACACGGCCAGACGCUCUCAGCUGAGGUGCAAUUAAUGGCGGCGCUGGUUCAGGGUCCGGAGAUAGGGAUGAUGUGUUCGACGGUCAAGACUGACCUUCACUGAGGUACCUGGGUAGUGGGUACUGUUAGAGAGCGAGCAGUGACGCUCAGUGAUCAGCCCCAUUACAGCCCAGAGACCCUACAGGAUCGGCUGGACGAGGCGCGGACAAUAAACAGCUCCUCAGGUGUGACAUGUUGGUUUGACUCUGCUGUGUGCCAGAGCUCUGCUGGUAACGUGUUUUCCAUUGUUGGUGCGCGCUGAGAGCGCUCAGCGCUGCUGGAUGUCAUCACUUUAUCCGUGGAUCGGCAGAUUUCGGUCCAUCUUGUAUGAUCAUCUGUGUAUGAGUGACCGAUCCGUGCGCCAGGAAUCGUUAUGGGUAAUGACAUGCCAACUGCAGUGUUAUAUAUAAGCGUGUGUUCGCAGGCAUGGAUCAGCUAUGAAAGGUGAACAGUUUCGAGAAUAUUUGACGAGGCAUAGCCUCACAUGAAAAGAGCUCGAUUUGUCACUCCGUAUGGAAUGCGUGAUUAUUGUAACAUAAAGCUGUUUAAUAAUUGAGGUUAUUGCGUAUACCUACAUAUUUGUAUCGUAUGUGAAUGAUUGUUGCGCUUUUGAAAUGUUGUCAACUUUUGUUGUUUCUGUUUCAGAUGUUCGUAAUUAACUUUCAACGUUUUUGUUGGUUAUGGAAUGAAGUUUGUUAUCGGAAGUGAACUAAUUAUUUGUUAUAGCUUAUCGUUUUGUGCAAGUUUUGCGAAAAAGGAGCGCAUAACUAUGUUCGUCGUCGGCGUAUGUUGGUGCGUGGUUGUCAUGUUUGUCAGCAAUAUGUAUUUAUGCGAGAUUCC